AUGGAGCGCGAGCUGGAGGCGCUGGCGGCCCGGCCCGCGCUCCCGGCCGAGCCCCCCUUCCAAGCGCUGCUGGAGGCGGCGGGCGGGCGCGGGCAGGUGCUGCUGGUGGGCGAGCUGUGGGAGCGCGAGCAGAGCCGGGCCCUGCUGCGGGACUUCGCCCGGGCGGUGUUCCCGCCGGAACGAGCCGCCGGCAAAUCGGGCGACGCGGUGGCCGAGGGCGCCGGGCUGGGGGCGCCGGGGGCGCGGUGGGCGCCGGGCACGGCCAGGACGCGCGCGAUCCGCUCGCCGCUCGUCUUCGCGCUGUGCCGGGCGUCGUCGCUGGCCGCCAGGGAGCCUCGGCGCCGCCUGCGGGAGAUGCUGCGGGACGUCCGCGACCGGCGGGCGGCCGGCGUGGCGCUGGUUGGGGUGCUGGUGGCCGAGGCUGGGCCGGAGGACGCGGCGGCUCCGAUGUUGCGGCUUCUGGAGGCGCUGCUGCGCACCGUGUUCGGUCGCCAGGCGGGAGGCCCGGUGCAGGCGGCUGCCUAUUGCCCCGGCCACCCUGCCUCCAGCCUGGCCGUCAAGGCGGCCGCUAGCAGGGCCCUGCAAGCCGCCGGGCCCGCGCGACCAGCAGAAGGAGCCUGGGGAAGACCCGGCCUCCCGGCGCUGUUGGCGUGCUUUUCCUGGGGUUCCUGGAGCCGGGGAAAGGACCCAUAUGCCACCUCCUCCAGUGGCCCAGCUCAGGGUAACGUCCAGGAACCCGAGGAGGAGCUGGUGCUGACAGCCGUGCUUUCCAAUGGAGACUGGGAGGGUCCUGGAAAGGGGUCGGUAGCCGGUGAGAGAGCUAUCCACAUGCCCGAUGAGCCCGCUGGAGAUGCGAGCUGAAGUCUGGAAGCCCGGGCUGCUCCAGCUCUGACCUGCAGACUGGGGGCUGGCUCCUCCUCACUGCGCCCCUAGGGCUCCACGCUGACCUUUGGAUGGUGGCCACUACGAAGACCACACUCCCACGGGGCUGAGGCACUGACUGUUACCAGCAAAGCAGCGGGACUUGCUAAGCUG
This is a messenger RNA of Molossus molossus (Pallas's mastiff bat), 1035 nucleotides long. RefSeq names its product chromosome unknown C2orf72 homolog (gene CUNH2orf72). NCBI's taxonomy places the organism in Eukaryota, Metazoa, Chordata, Mammalia, Chiroptera, Molossidae. The record is from RefSeq and is a predicted model, not a curated record. The transcript has 3 exons. Bases 1 to 861 code for a protein of 286 amino acids.